AUGAAGCUACAUUAUAAAUUCUCAAAUCUUCUUGGUACUGUGUAUCAUAAAGGUAAUCUUCUCUUUACACCUGAUAGUAAUGCACUUAUCACACCAGUUGGUAAUCGAGCAACUAUGAUCGAUUUAAAAAAUGGUCGAUCAGAAACAUUAUCAUUUGAAAGUGAAUUUAAUAUAAUUUGUUCAACACUCUCAUCUAAUGGUGCACUUUUACUUGUUAUUAAUGAAACUGGUCGAGGUUAUUUAUAUAAUAUCAAAUGUCGUACAUUGAUUGGUAUUCAUCGUUUUGGACAUGAUGUACAUACAAUCAAAUUUAGUCCUGAUUCUAAAUCUGUAGCUGUUUGUCGUGGUAAUCGAUGUGAAAUCUAUACAUGUCCCAGUGCUGAUCGUCAAUUUAAUUUAUUUACAUUAAAAUUUGUUCUUCGUUCAUUUCAUGAUAAAACAACAUGUAUUAAUUGGACAAAUGAUUCUCGUGUUGUUGCUGUUGGUAGUGCAGAUAUGACAACACAAAUAUUUAGUGUACCUUUACUUAAUAAAUUACAUCGAUUUACAUUAGCUGGUCAUGGUCGUGAAAUAGUCGGUGCUUUUUUUGAACAAGAUUCACUCAAUAUCAUGACUAUUUGUAAAAAUGCUAAAGUAAACUAUUGGGUAGCUGAUAUGGAUUUAGCAUCUAUGGAACCUAUGCCAUAUAUAUCUGAUGAAGAUGAAGAUGAUGAUGAUGAUGAAAUGCCAACAUCAUCAAAUGGUCAUGAUGAUGAUGAUGAACAAUUAGAUGAUACUGUUGAACGACAACGAGCUAAACUUGAACGAAAACAAAAACGUUUAGAUCAACAUCUUCUUAAAAAUCCAACUAAAGAUGAUAUGGUUGUUUUCAAACGAAUCAACAAAUUUAAUUAUAAAGAAACAUUUGAAGGUGCUGAUCGUAGUGCUUUACUUCUUUGUGCUGAUUAUCAUCAAAAAACACAUAUGUUAGUAGCUGGAUUUUCUAAUGGACAUUUUUAUCUUCAUGAAAUGCCUGAUUUUAAUAUUAUUCAUUCAUUAAGUAUUGGUGAUCAACAACAAAUGAUUACAUCAACAUUAUUUAGUCCAUUAGGUGAUUGGAUUGCAUUAGCUUGUCAAAAUCUUGGUCAACUUGUUGUAUGGGAAUGGCAAAGUCAAACAUAUGUACUUAAACAACAAGGACAUUUUAAUAAUAUGACACAAUUAACUUAUUCACCUGAUGGAAUGCAUAUAGCUAGUGGUGGUGAUGAUGGAAAAAUCAAAUUAUGGAAUACAUCGAAUGGUUUUUGUUUUGUAACUUUUUCUGAACAUACAUCAACAAUAACUGGACUUGAAUUUGCAUCAAAUGGACAAUUUAUUGUAUCAAGUUCACUUGAUGGAACUGUUCGUGCUUAUGAUCUUUUAAGAUAUCGAAAUUUUCGAACAUAUACAUCUCCAACACCAGUUCAAUUUUCAUGUGUAGCAUUAGAUAUUGCUGGUGAAGUUGUAUGUGCUGGUGGUUUUGAUACAUUUAAUAUAUUUGUAUGGUCAAUUAAAACUGGAAAAUUACUUGAUAUUCUUAGUGGACAUGAAGGUCCAAUAAGUGGAUUAACAUUUGGUCGUAAUACAACACAAACAACAUUAGCUAGUUCUUCAUGGGAUAAAACAUUAAGAACAUGGAAUUUAUUUGAUAGUCAAGGUUCAAGAGAAACAUUUCUAUUAUCAACUGAUGCAUUAUCUUGUGCUUUUCGUCCUGAUGGUCAACAAAUAGCUGUAUCAACUGUUGAUGCACAAAUACUUUUUUUUCAUCCUGAUACUGGUCAACAAAUGGCAUCAAUUGAAGGCAAAUAUGAUUUAGGUUAUGCAAGAAAAGAUACAGAUAAAGUUACAGGAAAAAAACUUACAUUUGGAAGAGCAUAUCGAAGUAUUUCAUAUACACUUGAUGGUAAUUAUUUAUUAGCUGGUGGUCGUUCAAAAUAUAUAUCACUUUAUAAUAUUCAUGAACAAAUUCUUGUUAAACGUUUUGAAAUAACUUGUAAUAAAAGUUUUGAUGGAUUAAAUGAAUAUCUUAAUCGACGAAAAAUGACUGAAUUUGGUAGUUUAGCUUUAAUUGAUAUGGGUCAAGAUGAAGAUGAAAAUGGAAAAAAUAUUCGUUUACCUGGUGUACGAAAAGGUGAUCAUAGUGGUCGACAUUUUAAACCAGAAAUUUUAGUUACUUGUGUACGAUUUUCACCAACAGGACGUGCAUGGGCAGCAUGUACAACAGAAGGUUUACUUAUUUAUUCAAUUGAUAAUACAGCUAUGUUUGAUCCAAUUGAUUUAAAUGAAACAAUAACACCAUUAACUAUUCGACAAACACUUUACGAUAAAAAUGAUUCAUAUAUGGCAUUACUUAUGGCACUUAAACUUAAUGAAAAAUCAUUAAUUACUGAAAUUAUUGAAAAUAUUGAUUCAAAUAAAAUUGAACAUAUUUGUCGAUCAUUACCACUUCUAUAUGUUGAAUUAUUACUAAAUUUUAUUAGUGAACAAAUUCAAUAUUCUCGACAUUUUGCUUUUUAUCUAUCAUGGAUUUAUAAUAUUUUAAUGAAUCAUACAAAUAAUCUUAAACCAAAUUCAACAAAAAUCUUAACAACAUUAUGUAAUUUAGAAAAAAAUCUUACAUUAAAACAUGAUAGUUUAGGUAAAAUUGUUGAAAAUAAUAUCUUUACUAUCGAUUAUUUAUCUACAAUAUCAUCAAUACCUAAAACAGAUGAAAUUAAUGAAGAUAUGGAUACAUCAUCUAUAUCAGGACGAAAACGAAAAAAAUCCGAACAUAUUAAUAAUUCUAUUUCCGAAGAAUAA
Rotaria sordida is the source of this 2817-nucleotide messenger RNA. Lineage: Eukaryota; Metazoa; Rotifera; Eurotatoria; Philodinida; Philodinidae. The record is from the annotation of a GenBank genome assembly.